UGUGAGUGAGUGUACGCUAUUUUUAAAGGAGUGAAUAGGGAGGCAAUUUAUUAGAUGAGAAAUAAUAGAAUAGAAUAGAAAUAUUCUUUAUUGAUCCCACAGUGGGAAACUCAAAAGGGAUUUUCCUCAAAUGUGUAGCAGAAUAAAACUGAGCCACAGUUCUGAAAAUAACAUGUCGUCACAGCCUUGGUCACUUCUAUGCCUCCUUCUCCUCUUUCUUUCUUUCAUUUUUAUUGAUUGUCUUUAGCCUUUUUCACACAACCAUCAAUGGCUUCAUCAGCCUGUUAAAGCAAUGGCAUCAAGUCAUUUAAACAUUAGUCACUUUUCCAUUACCGUUCAUUCAGUCCUGUUAAUCCUGUUAAAACCUGUUAAAGUAACAGAAUGAACCUCAGUGUGCAACGUAUUAGCCUGGAAGGUACUUCAAGUAAAGUAGCUUGUAAUGAAAAAGUCCUCCUAGAGUUAGGUUUUUCACAUGUUAAGUUUACCGUGUUUUCUCUUAUGUUUCAGGAUAUCUGUACUUGGCUUGCUGUCAAUCCACUUCUGGUCCAGAUCAUGACUGAAUGAGCUCAUUCUUCAAACCCAAUUGAUGUAGACCAAACUCUUGUUUUGCAAAGUCUGGUCUACACUCUAAGAAAUGAAACAUGGGCUUUUUAAAAAUUAAUUCAUAGUUUUAUGUUCAAUAUACUUAAAAUUUUUAAUCUUAAGGGUGUAAUUAAUAUUUUUAAAUUUCAUUUAAUUAAUUGUAAACCGUUCUAAUGUUAAAUAAUAUUGAUGUUUCCAAUUUAUUGAACACUUUUAAUUCAAUCCAAAGAGCCCUUUCCACAUCCUUUCUGAGCAUGCGCAGAGAAUGGGAAAAAAAAAUCUUCGCGCAGGCGCAUUGACCUUCUUCAUCUACGCCAUACUGUUCUUUGGCCUCGUGUCUGGAAAGAGGGAUUAAUCACGAUUCAUCCGUUGGAGUUAAGGUAAUUUCUUCCUAUUUUUAAUAGAAUAUAAUUUAACUAGUACUUUGUGAUAAUGUAUGGCGUAUAUUUUUCCGGUGAAUAUGUGGGCCGUAUGUGUUCUGUAGGUUGUAGCAUUUUGCUAGCAUUGGAAACAUUCAUUAGCAUAUUCAACGUUACUGCACAUCUGCAUUUAAAAUUUCAUUCGAACUCCGAAUAGCACACUUAUUUUAUUUGUUUUAUUGCUCUAUCAACGUUAGCCCGAACAAGAAUUGGGAUACAUGUGCAGUGAUUGUUGUUGAGUCCAUACUCGUCUGUUUCACUGAAGAGAACCGCGAGCUGGUAGUUUGCAGUGAGUCUCAAAGAGACCUCUGAAGGUGACCCCCAAUUGCCCCCAAAAAUAAAAUCAAGUAUACUGGGUGGUUAGUGCUUCGUUUGUUUCGGUUUGUGCUGGUAAAAUCAUCGUUUCUAUCGCUUCGGUGUCAAAGAUAUUGCACUUUUAUUUAAUAGGUCAUUCAGAGUUCACCAGCCCCCGGCCAAAAUCCGUGGAGUCUUGAAAAGUAUUAAAAGGUGAUAAAUCAAUUUCGGAAAAAUUAAGACCCUUAAAAGUAUUAAAGUCUUAUCACGGCUUUAUAAAGUCUUAAAUUUUGAGAUUUUUUUCUGAAUUAGCCAACAGUUUGUUUUAGUUUUAUUUUUUAAGGAACCGAGGGAGGGAGCAUAAAAGAUGAAAAAAAAAAAACUAAGCUGUUGUGGGUGUUUUUCUCUCAGAGCACCAGGGUGGACGGGGUGGAAGCUCAAAAGUGCAAAGAACGCUCUGGUGUUCCCGGUGCAUAUUACGAACGCACCUAAAUGUUAAGACGGAAGAGAAUGUUGGUGAACGUGAACGCACAACGAAAAUGGGGAAGUGCAAGUUUGCAGCGUCCUGGCUGGAUAUCCUGGAUUUCAAAGAAUGGCUGCAGCCAGUCGAGGGGAGCGUGAGGGAGGCAUACUGUACGAUAUGCAAGAAUUAAAUAAGUUUCGUGUCAAUGGGCAUAAACUCCUUAAAGUCGCACAUGUGUUGUGCUAGCCACAAAGCUGCUGCUAGCCGCCGAGAGCGGCAGCUACCCAUCGCUAGCUUCUGUGGAAAUCGUGUUGAACCACCACAACAUAGUCCCAACGUAACGUCGCUCCACGAUCGACAGUCGCACCUAGAGCCGGUCUGUCUCUGCUUCCUCAUCUUCUGCAGCCGUUAUCAGAGUGGCUCUGGGCAGCACAGCGACGCUGCAUGCUGAGGUGUUAAUAGUGUCUCCACACAGCGGAAAAACACCAUUCCCUGAACUCAAAUGAAAACUUGGCUGAAGUUUUCAAGGCUAUGUUUCCAGAUUCGGACAUAGCGAAGUUGUUCACUUGUGGCAAGGACAAAACUGGAUACAUCAUGUGAUUCGGGUUAGCACAGGGGCGUGAACUCUGAAUGACCUAUUACAUAAAAGUGUAAUAUCUUUGACACCUGUAGCGAUACAAACGAUGAUUUUACCAGCACAAACCAACACAAAAGGAGCAUUAACCACCCAUACUUGAUUUUAUUUUGGGGGGCAAGUGGGUCAUGUUCACAGACUGGGCUGCUCCGGCAUAUAAUGGUAACCCUGCUCACAGGAACAGAUUUAUGAAAUGAGUAAUAGAAAUUUUGGAGCAUUUGAAAUUUAGCUUGUAUUAUUAAUACAUUUUAAAAGAAACAGGAGUGUUCUUAAGUUUAGAUCGUCUCUGUGCUACCCCUUUGCAUGUGUCUCACUGUACACAAUUAAUUUUUUCUUGUUUUCUUUUUCUCUGAGGUUGCUGGUUGUGGAAUUUUGGAGCUGCAGAGAUUUGAGCUGUGCUCCAAAAGUGCAUGUUGAAGCCCAGCUUUCUGAUAUAAAUACGUGUGAGGUAAAGACAGGAUCAUUUGAACGAAGAACAAAGGAAAAUCAUCGGCUUCAUGUCAAGACUGCUCAAGAACAAGGUGUGAACUGUUUAGGUGUAAGAAAAUCGUGUGUUUUAACGGAUAACCUCUCGUAUUUUAAUGUUGUUACUGGUUACCCUCCCGACAUUGUGCACGAUUUCUUUGAAGGAAUUGUUCCUGUCGAGUUGGCCCAGUGUAUUGACCAUCUUGUGUCAAAAAAGUAUUUUUCUCUCGAACAACUGAACAAUCGUAUUCGUUCUUUUCCUUACAAGGAAGGAGAUAAAACUAAUCGCCCCACUGUGUUAUCAAAAGCUGUAAGUAAGAAGAAGAGACGUUCUCUUGGGGGUAACGCACAUGAAAACUGGUGUCUUAUUCGCUUGCUUCCUUUUAUCAUUGGGCCAAAUGUCCCUGCUAAUGAACCAGCCUGGCUGGUUAUUUUAGACUUAAAAGAUAUUGUCGAGCUUGUAGUAGCUCCUGUUCACAGUCUUCAAUCUGUUGCAUAUUUGGAAUGUAAGGUCUCAGAGCACCGAAAGCGUUACCAACAACUAUUUCCUAACCAAAAACUGAUGCCUAAACACCACUUUAUUGAGCACUAUGCAGAAAUGAUCAAAUGUUUCGGUCCUCUUGUGUCGUUAUGGACGAUGAGAUUUGAGGCCAAGCAUAGUUUCUUCAAACAGGCUGUUCGGAACAUCAAAAGCUUCAGAAACAUAGCCGGCUCUUUAGCUCGUAAACAUCAGUUAAUGGUUGCAUAUAGAAUGCUUUGUCCUGAUGAUGAAAACUCUACAGAUGUUACUCGCGUGACAGAAGUGCCGUUGGAUGUCCUUAAAGACAAUGUUGUGAAAAGUAUCACUAACAAACAUCCAGACGUGACUGCUGUUAACUUAGCCACUGGCGGUUUUGUGAACAAUAUUCAGUACAAAAAGGGGAUGAUUGUUGUGCACGGAUCAUGUGGUGGUCUACCAGAUUUCUGUGAAAUUCAACAUUUGUGCAUUAUUAAAAAAGAGACCCUCCUUAUUCUGAAAAGACUAAAUUCAUGGUACAUGGAGCACUAUAGGGCUUUUCACCUACAAACAACAACAGAUGUUGUUGUUGUAUCCAUGACAGAGUUGGCCGACCCAUACCCCCUAUGCGACUAUGAAGUUGGACACUUGCGGAUGGUCACCUUAAAAAGACAUAUUCACAUUGCUUGAAGAAUGGCUGCUACUUUGAGGGUGAUACUUGGAGUGGACAAUUCAUCCAAGUUGGUGCUUCCUUCUGGAAUCCCUGGUUCAGUGGACAUUUUAAAAGAGGAAAUACAAAGACAGUUUGGAUUGACUGAAGAUUUCAGGCUUCAAUAUAGAGAUGUUGAGUUUGACAAUGAAUACAUGAAUCUAACCACAACUGGGGACAUUAAAGACAAGAGUACAAUCAAAGUAAUUUACACUCAAAACUCUGAGCCGUCCACUGUGCCCACCACAGCACCCACAGCUGUCUCCAGAGAGACAUUACCACAGUUUAAUGCGCCAUCCUUGCCAGACACUGACAUCCUUUCCUCCUCAGACUCCAGUUCCUCUUGUUCAUCUCUUCGCGUGCGGAAAUGGCCCUUAAACUUUCCAAUACCAACGUUUAGUUUUGAUGUGGAUUUUCAGUUACACAGAGCCCAGCAAGAAUAUGAAAACAAUGGGACUCUCUUAGACCCGAGCCCAAAACUCAAAUCUGACAUAUUAGAUAUGUUAGCAUCAGAAAUUGCAAAAUACAAAGUUUAUCCAUCAAGUGGAGAUAUUGAUGAUGUCGCUAAAGCGUUAAUUCAAAAAUAUCCCUUUCUCAAAGAGAACGGAUCUGUGACUGGCUGUGAAGGCUGGAAAGUAAGCCUAAAAUACAAAAUGGCCAAUUACCGGACAACACUGAGAAACAUAGGGUGCCCAGAGGUGGCAAUAAACACUCUACAACACAAGAGAGAACGAGAGGAGAGUCCACGUCGAAACAACGUCAAAAAGCCACGGAAAGCAGAAGUGAACUUUUUACCACAAUACCCUGCAGGAGAAACAAACAAAAGUCUGGAGGAAGAACGACAAGCACUACUGAUUGAGGUGAAGAAAACAAACAACGAUCAAAUAAUCAAAAUAAAGAUGGAUAAGACGUUUGCACACAGAAGAAGAGAGGUGAUUGAAGAGAUGCCAUUCAUCGCAGAGUUCAAGAGCAGAUGGCCGGCCCUCUUCAAAGUACCCGAGAUCAAUGCGGAGUUCACCCGAAUCACCACAGUUCCACUGCUGUCCACAUUCAUGAGAAGUCUUGACCAGUACUCUAACCAGUUGAUGAAGAUUCUACGAAAAAAAGGAGGGGAAACAGCACGGCAGAUCACAGCAGCGUUGUCUGCAAUUUCACAGAGUUCCCGAAUCGAAGUGAAGCGUGAAUGCAUCCUUAAAGCUGUGAUUAUAUACCUGAAUGAGAACCCUGAAAAUCUCAUCAAAGAGUACAUGGAUUGCAACGUGAUGGAAGCUGAUGAGCUCGAGAGGAUGGAUUUGGGUGUUUAUAAAAUAAUCCACGAAGGAGCACAGCCUGAUGACUCCCUUGAAGAUGUUGGCAUCAUUAUCGAGAGAUGCACCGUCUUGCAGGAUCUUCACGAUGUGGCGAGCGGGUGUGCACUUUUGUUUGGGCUAAUCUAUUGCCUCAAUCUGAGUUACCCAAAGCCACUUCGCUACACAUUUGAGUUCUUCCAGAAGGUGCUCAUGGGCCUGGAAGACAAAAAACUGUCUAACAAAAUCCAAGUGCUGAAGAACAAACUCUGCCAAAAGGAGACACAAUGACUCUUCUAAAAAAAAAUGUCCCCCAAAAUAAGUGCUCUGUUUUCUUGCAGAGUAAAAAUGUUACAGUUUAAAAGUUUAUAAAUACAUAUAUGUUGAUCCUUGUUUGUAAAUAUUUUUUCAGCACUUUUAAUGUUUAAGAGAUUUACUGAAUGCCAUUUUUCUUUUGAUUGUGGAAAAGAAAACACAUUUCAGAAACUGAGUUUUUUUAAACUGGGGACAAAAUUACCCAGAUUGAUUUUUGUUGUUGUUGUUGUUUCACUUUAACAUUUCUGCAGUUUGAGUUACUGUGGUAAUUCUGCAGACUGUAGCCAUUGCAGACCUACAACUACUACACUGCACUGUCACUUGGUUGAAACUGGAAAGUUGUUUCAAAUGUUUACAUUUUGUUUUAGGCACUUCAUUUAAUGUUGCAUUAUGCAGUGUUUUUUCCAUGUUUAAGCUUUGGCUCAUUGAAAGCUAUUGUUCAAGUUGUUAAAGCAACACAAUUUUUUUCUCUUGUAUUUAUACUUAGUUUUAGCUCUGGUGUACCAAGUUUCCAUUGCAGGUCAAGGAUAUUGAGUUUUAUAAAUGUUAAAGUAUGUGUGCACAAAAAUGUGAAAGGUUGUCACCUGUACUCAAAUGAAGUGCUGGAUUUUUGGGCCUAGUAUUAAGAAUGUUGUGAGAUUUGCUACAUGCAUUUUUUUUUUUUUGUUAGAAAUACCAAAGUUAUAGUUCUGAAUCUGAUUUUUGGAACUGGGGACUAAAUCGUCCAGAUUAACCUUUUUGUGUCAUUUAAGUAUUUUAUGUAAUUGGAUUGCUGUGAUAGAUCUGCAGAUCUGACUAUAAUCAAAUGUAUUGAAUUCGGCAUCCUACGGCACACUACAGUGUCACUUUGUUAAAACUUAAAUGUUGCUUCCAAUGUUGCUCCAUUUAAUAUUGCCUUAUGCGGUGUUGUUCCCUGUAGAAGCUUUGCCUUGCUUAUCGUUAAUAAAGUUGUUGGUGCAGCA
Molecule: messenger RNA, 6625 nt
Organism: Nothobranchius furzeri (turquoise killifish)
Lineage: Eukaryota; Metazoa; Chordata; Actinopteri; Cyprinodontiformes; Nothobranchiidae
Source: RefSeq, a predicted model, not a curated record